Messenger RNA from Impatiens glandulifera, 2392 nucleotides. Its product is annotated as probable methyltransferase PMT17. The record is from RefSeq and is a predicted model, not a curated record. Gene Ontology annotation, cellular component: endosome; cytoplasm; trans-Golgi network. Gene Ontology annotation, molecular function: methyltransferase activity. The coding region runs from base 287 to 2179 and encodes 630 amino acids. NCBI's taxonomy places the organism in Eukaryota, Viridiplantae, Streptophyta, Magnoliopsida, Ericales, Balsaminaceae. The transcript is spliced from 5 exons.
UUCAAACCAAGUUGCAGGCUUUUGAGUUUUCCAUAAAUGGUAGAACUAUAGUUUUCACAGUUUUGGCUCCAUUCUUUCUUCUUCUUCUUCUUUCACGUGAAUCCAUUUCUUCUUCAUCUUGUUGUUUGCUAAUUCUUCAUAUCCUUUUCUCUAUCCAGAUAUGAAAUUACAACUCUCACAACUAUAAGCUAAAAACGAACAACGAAUGCUACAGUUUGUUAGCUGAGAUUGCGUUUGCGUUUGCGUUCUCUGCGUUUGCGCAACGGCCUAUAACAUAUAUAUAUAAAUGGCUAAGGACUAUACCGGAUCUCCAAAAGCUAACCAAGUGCUAGAAACCAAGAGAAGACGUCUCACUUGGAUACUCUCCGUCAGCGGUUUAUGCGUUCUCUUCUACGUAUUAGGCGCCUGGCAAAACACCGUUCCCGGUCUCACCAGCCGAUCCGAGAUCUACGAUCGAGUCGGAUGCGAAAAUGGAUCAUCAUCAUCAUCAAAACCUAGCAGCGGCGGAGGCGAUUCAUAUUCAGGUUUGGAUUUCGGAAGCCAUCAUCAAUUGGACGUUGAAAACAAAAAGGAAACCAAACAAAUUCCACCAUGUGAUAUGUCAUACAGCGAAUACACACCUUGUCAACAUGCUCAAAGAGGAAGAAGAUUCGAUCGAGAUAGAUUGAUUUACAGAGAACGACAUUGUCCUACUAAAGACGAACUUCUCAAAUGCUUAAUACCUGCUCCACCUCAUUACAAAACGCCUUUUAAAUGGCCGCAGAGUAGAGAUUACGCUUGGUAUGAUAACAUACCUCAUAAGGAACUCAGUAUUGAGAAAGCUAUACAGAAUUGGAUUCAAGUUGAAGGCGAUCGUUUCCGGUUUCCCGGCGGCGGCACCGGUUUCCCUCGCGGCGCUGAUGCUUAUAUCGAUGAUAUUAACGAGCUUAUUUCGCUUACAGAUGGAACUAUACGAACCGCAAUCGAUACUGGAUGCGGAGUUGCUAGUUGGGGAGCUUACUUGCUGAAGAGAGAUAUUCUUGCGAUGUCGUUUGCUCCUAGAGAUACUCAUGAAGCGCAGGUUUGGUUUGCGUUGGAGAGAGGAGUUCCUGGAAUGAUCGGAAUACUGGCGUCGAAGAGACUUCCGUAUCCUGCAAGAUCCUUCGACAUGGCUCAUUGUUCUCGUUGCUUAAUUCCUUGGAACAAAUACGAUGGAAUGUAUUUGAUUGAGGUUGAUAGAGUAUUGAGGCCAGGCGGUUACUGGAUUCUAUCAGGUCCUCCGAUCAGAUGGAAAUCGUAUUGGCAAGGUUGGGAUAGAACUAAAGACGAUUUGAAGCAAGAACAGGACGAGAUUGAGGAAAUCGUUAUGCGUCUCUGUUGGAAGAAAGUUAUAGAGAAGAAAGAUUUCGCAAUCUAUCAGAAGCCGAUCAACCACCUUGACUGUCCAAACAGCGGAAACGAAGAUCAAACACUACAAAUGUGCAAAUCAGGAAACCCCGACGAAUCAUGGUACGUGAACAUGGAGAAAUGCAUAACACCUUUACCGGAUGUAAGUAGCUCAGAGGAGAUCGCGGGAGGUGGAGUAGAGAAGUGGCCGGAGCGAGCGUUUUCAGUUCCUCCUAGAAUAAGCAGGGGAACUAUUACAGGCGUUAACGAGAAAGUGUUUAAAGAAGACAAUAGCUUGUGGAAGGAACGCGUAACGCAUUACAAACACAUAAUAGGAAAUCUAGCUCAAGGUAGAUAUCGAAACUUGAUGGACAUGAAUGCUAACUUAGGAGGUUUCGCUGCUGCACUACUUAAGUAUCCGGUUUGGGUGAUGAAUGUUGUCCCGGUUAAUAUUGGUCAAGACACUCUAGGCGUCAUUUACGAACGAGGUUUAAUAGGAACUCAUCAUGAUUGGUGCGAAGCUGUAUCAACUUAUCCGAGAACUUAUGAUCUGAUCCAUGCUGGUGGCGUGUUUACCUUAUAUGAAGACAGGUGCGAUAUGACGGAUAUAUUGAUCGAGAUGGAUAGAAUAUUGAGACCGGAAGGGAUAGUUAUAUUCAGGGACGUGGUGGAGACUCUGGUGAAGAUUAAAGAUGUAACGGACGGAAUGAGAUGGAAGAGUCAGAUUAUGGAUCAUGAAAGCGGCCCGUUUAUACCCGAGAAAGUUCUUCUCGCGACUAAAACUUAUUGGACCGGUGAAAUCAAGCAGGAAUAGAACACGACGAUAACGACACGAGGAAGAUGAGUAGUUUGUUUAAGGGAUUAUCAGGGACAAGAAAGAAAGUAGUAAGAGGAAAACAUAAUAUCAUUUAUUUGUAAGAGCAAGCUUUAUUUAUUAUGUGAUAUUAUUGAAUUUCACUUGUCUCUGUUUAAUUGGAAUAUUUGUUUCUUAAGCUGCUAACCAAAUUUUAUAAUAGUAUGUUUCAAU